UCUUAUAAUUAGUAUUUCUUUAAUGAAAAAAACCUUAAUCCAUAAGCCUACAUAUAAACACAGUCUUGGAUUUGAAGGCAUCCGAAGAAAAUUUUGGUCUCGAUAUCCGGAAAUCUCCCCCUAAAAAUCGCAGCUUUCACUCGCAUUCUAUCGAUUACUCACUUCGAUCUAUGGCGUCUGGCUCAGCAGGUCGCCCUAACUCCGCCCCCAAAGCCUUUGAUUUUGGUUCCGAUGAUAUUCUCUGCUCAUACGAGGACUACGCCAACAAGGACUCUUCAAACGGUAGCCACAGCGAUCCCGUUACGAAUUCCAGCAAGCAGGAUUUUCACAAAGGUAGAAUGUCUUCUGUAUUCCCUGCUUCUGCCUAUGGUCAAGCAGAAGAUUCCAUCAAACAAGAUGUGAUUUCUACUGUUGAGAACAGCAUGAAAAAGCAUUCUGAUAACCUUUUGCGUUUUCUCGAGGGAAUAAGUUCACGCCUAUCACAACUUGAACUAUACUGCUACAACCUUGAUAAAUCUGUUGGAGAAAUGCGAUCUGAAUUAGCUCGUGACCACGAAGAGUCAGAUUCAAAGCUUAAAUCUAUUGAGAAGCAUCUACAAGAGGUCCAUAGGUCUGUACAGAUUAUAAGAGACAAGCAAGAACUUGCUGAGACUCAAAAAGACCUAGCCAAACUUCAGGUUUCUCAGAAAGAACCAUCUUCGUCAAGCCAUCCACAGUCAAAUGAGGAGAGGGCUUCAUCAGCUGCCUCUGAUCCUAAAAAGAAUGAAAAUGCAUCUGAGAUUCACAACCAGCAAUUAGCUCUAGCCUUGCCACAUCCACCCCACCAUCCGCCCCAGCAACCACCACACCAUCCGCCCCAACAACCACACUUCAAUCAAAGUGGAUAUUCUCCCGCCAAUCCAUCUCUUCAGAUGCCUCAGGCUCCAACAGGCCCCCAUGUUUCAUCCCGUAAUCCAAGCCAUUCACAUUUAAUCGAGAAGCUGGUUGGCAUGGGUUUCAGGGGCGACCACGUUGCCAGUGUAAUUCAGAGAAUGGAGGACAGUGGCCAACCUGUUGACUUCAACGCAGUUCUGGACCGGUUGAGUGCUUCUGCAGGUCCAGGUCCACAAAGAGCGUGGUGAGAGUUAUUUAGUCAUCCCCUGUUUGCGCCAGCUACUGGCCAUGACCAGCCACACAUUGCGUCUUUUUAAUGCACUGAAUAAAACACUGGUUUAUGAUUCAAUUGUGUCCUCGUACAUAUAUUGUCAUGGUUUGUGAGACUUGAAAAAUGAAUGUCGACUGUAUGAUUAAACCUUGUGUGAAUAUCUUCUUCUACUCUCAGUUUCAAAUCUUUCCAUAUGAUUGAUUCUCUCUUAA
Momordica charantia (bitter melon) is the source of this 1356-nucleotide messenger RNA. RefSeq lists its product as uncharacterized. NCBI's taxonomy places the organism in Eukaryota, Viridiplantae, Streptophyta, Magnoliopsida, Cucurbitales, Cucurbitaceae. The record is from RefSeq and is a predicted model, not a curated record.